Molecule: messenger RNA, 4033 nt
Organism: Plodia interpunctella (Indianmeal moth)
Lineage: Eukaryota; Metazoa; Arthropoda; Insecta; Lepidoptera; Pyralidae
Gene: Cmtr1
Product: Cap methyltransferase 1
Exons: 15
Coding region: 150-3014 (954 amino acids)
Biological process (GO): 7-methylguanosine mRNA capping
Cellular component (GO): cytoplasm; nucleus
Molecular function (GO): nucleic acid binding; methyltransferase cap1 activity
Source: RefSeq, a predicted model, not a curated record
CUGUCAUUCUGUUAUCUAUCGUCUACAAUAUUUUGUUGAGUGUGUAUCCUAUCACGAAUGUUUUCCAUUCUAAUUUAAGAUUUGUCGAAGAAAAAUAAUAUUUACUAGUAUAAGGUUUCCCGUUAUUUAAAUAGUUAAAUUCUACUAAAAUGGACUUAUCGGAACCUUCAGGUGAUGAAGAUUCGGGCAGUGACGAGUCUAUUAGUCCUAAAUCAAAGAAAAGAUCUUAUUCCGGGAGUGAUGCUUCACCUGUUCUACAAAAGAGAUCCCGUGUGGAUACUUACGCUUCUACAACUUCUCAUGGUUCAGUUUUGCAAGAAUCAGAUGAUGAGCCAUCAGACACACUACAAGCUAAUUUCUCAGGAGCAGAGCAUCCGAGAAGUAGGUUAAGCUAUGUAGAAAACAGCCCAUGUAGUCGGAGAAGCAGGAGUAGUUUAAGUGCUAACUGUUCAUCACCAAUCGAUCAGUAUGAAGAUUACCGACCUUCAUUGGACGACAAUGAUGACAAUGACGACAAUGCUGAAGCCGCUGUAAAGCCCAGUUUUCAGGAUACAAAUGACAACAAUUUUUAUGAUAAAAGUUAUAAUGAACAUGAUCAAGGCCAAGAUACCUUUGGUACAGGUUAUUCAGAAAUGUCAAAACGUAUGAUGAGUAAUAUGGGUUUCAAACCUGGCAAAGGAUUGGGUAAAAAUGAACAUGGGCGUGUAGACCCUGUUGAAGCUUCCACUCAAAAGGGGAGAAGAGGUUUAGGCUUAAAACCAUCAGUGGUUGGUCAGGUGCCCAGGGAUUUCAAAUGGUCACCAGAUGAGGCUGAACCAGAAGCAGAGGAGAAAGUUUUUUGGAUGACCCAAGCCCCUGCAGAUACAUUGACAAGUGAUAUGUUAGAUAAAUGGCUUCUAAUUGGACCAAAGAAAUUGACUAUAGAUGAUGAAACAGAUUUUGUUGAUCCUCCAAUAUUAAAAGGAGUACUCGAAGCAAAGACUAUAUUUGACAGUUUGGAUGAUGAAGACUUGAGACGUGCUAGGUCCAGAAGUAAUCCAUAUGAAACAAUUGCUUCAGUUAUAUUUUUGAACAGAGCUGCAGUUAAGAUGGCCAACAUGGAUGCUGUUUUCGAUUUUAUAUUUACGAAGCCUAAAAAACAAAAUAGUAGAGAAAGUGCUUUGGAUAGUAGAGAAUUGCUUUAUUUUGCGGAUGUAUGUGCUGGGCCAGGAGGAUUUUCGGAAUAUGUUUUGUUUCGUAGAGGGUGGAGAGCCAAAGGUUUUGGUUUCACUCUAAAAGGUGGAAAUGAUUUCAAGCUGUCAGAUUUUUAUGCGGGUACCCCAGAGACAUUCAAUCCAUAUUAUGGCGUUAAUAAUGAUGGGAAUAUAUUUGAUCCAGACAACCUGGAAUCAUUAAAAAAACAUGUUUUGGAUCAGACAUCAGACCUUGGAGUUCACUUUUUGAUGGGUGAUGGUGGAUUUUCCGUGGAAGGCCAGGAGAACAUCCAGGAGAUCCUGUCGAAGCAGCUGUAUUUGUGCCAAUGUCUCGCCGCGCUGAUGCUGGUCCGCACCGGCGGCCAUUUUGUUGUCAAGUUGUUCGAUGUAUUCACACUAUUCAGUGUCGGACUCAUUUACAUUAUGUAUAGAUGUUUUGAUAAAGUGUGCAUUCACAAGCCAGUGACAUCAAGACCGGCGAACUCUGAAAGAUAUCUCAUUUGUUUAUACAAGAGGCCCGGUACGGAAUCAGCGGAGAACUACCUGUUCAAAGUAAACGAGCUGCUGGGCAAGGCUGCAGACGAUGACAGGGGGACAGAUGUCACGCAACUUGUCCCCUUGAGCGUCAUACAAGAGGACACUGACUUCUAUAACUAUAUUUACAACAGCAAUAAUAUACUUGGUGAAAGACAAAUUAAGAAUUUAUUGAAAAUUGCUGCCUUCAGUAAAGAUAAAAGCUUGAAGGAACCAAGUCAGGCUAAAAUGAGGGAGGCGUGCUUGAAAUUGUGGCAGUUGCCAGACAAAGUGCGCACGCAGCCGGAGCGGCUGAGCGCCGAGGACACGGUGAACACGCUGCUGUCGCUGGCGCGGGUGCCGCCUCCCGAGGCGCGCAGCAGCCAGGGCUUCCGCGCCGUCCUCAACAAGAAGCCGGAGUACCUCGAACACCCCGCGCAACUAGAUCUCUUCAAGAACGUCUACGACUGGCACUUCACGUUUCUCACCAGCUGCAAAACUGAAUCUUGCUUGAGGAUUUUCCUGGGCUGUGGCGGUAGACAAGUGUACCAGUUGGAGGAGAACGGGUGGCGGCCAGUCACCGAGCUCCAACGCGCUAUUCCGGCCAAAACCCUCAUCUAUGGCGAGAUAGUUAAGGAGUACAGUGGCGAAGGCAAUCAACAAAUGCAUUCGAAAGCGUUGCACGUCAUCGAUGGGAUGGUGCUUGGCGGAGUGGAUAUUUCAUAUUUACCUUUGUCUCAUAGAAUAAAUCAAUGCGACUUGUUUUGCACCGCCCUCAAUAAGCCCUUCAACCAGGAAGCUCUGCCAAUAAGAUGCAAAAGGUUUUUCGAAAUGGAGCAUUUGCCGUCGUAUAUCAAUCGAUUGCAAACUCAUGAAAUGAAGCGAAUCAAAAGGGCCGUCACUAUGGAUAGUCCGAACAGGAUUAAUAAGGACGGCAAGUUUUAUAUAGUGGGCUCGAUUUUGUUCCUCAAAGAAAUUAAAGAGCCCUGGAUAGCACAAAUGUCGAAGAAAAGUGGUUACAAAUAUUAUUUUGGAUUAGAUCAAGACAAAAAGCCCCAGAGUCUGUACCAUAUUCCAGCGGAGGCCACAUUGGACAUGAUCAGAGGGUACAUGGGCAGAGUCAUGUGGUCCUGGGACCAGCGGGCCUGUGCCAUCUGGGAGGGCAAGUCUGGGCCUGGCAUCGGCCUGUCACGGGUGGAGGUUGAGAACUAUGUGUUGAAGAACACAGGGAUUUACGCUCCGGUACCGGAUUCCCCUUCAUCCUACGGACACACUUUGAAGCUAUUCUCUUUCCCUAAGUUUUCUUGAUGUCUGACUGAUUUGGAGGAUUAAAGGAAGUGGUGUUUUUGUUUCGAGACCUUUUUAUCGAUCGGGAUGUGUUAAUAUUUUGUUACCCACCUAUUUAAUGGUAUUCUUCUAUUUCCUUUUUGUUACAUUUUCUAAAAUUAAAGUCUGUCAUUUUUGUAACAAAGUUUUUUUUGUUAUCUUUUCCUUACUAGUUUAGAAUAAAUGCUACAAACUGUUUCAAAACUAUGCUAUAACCACAAAGUGGAUAAGUAUUUUUUGAUAAGCUAUGAGGAUUUGUAGGUAAAAAUAAAGUCGUGUCGAAGUUCAAUGAUAGGCUACUGCUAUGGUCAUGUAAGCCGGGGACACUAGUCUAAAUAUUUUGUUACAUUAUUUUUCAAACCCGGGAAGAUAAGAUUUUUAGAAGUUGUUCUGCCAACAUUAUGAACUGACGAUAUUUUGUUGUUUGAAUAAUUAAUUUUUCAGAUUGUGGAUUAUUGAUGUUGUUUUUAUUUUAUUUUAAUAAAAUCUACUACUUGAGUUUAGUGUGGCGGCGGCGAUGGAAUGUUUUAAUCUCACCUCCAGGGAAAUUAACACGAUUGCAGCCUGAACGAGCACUGGACAUGGCAUUUCUUUAGUAAAGGAAACUUUUUCUUAUUCAAUUAAAACUUGACGUUUCUAGAGUAACGACGUUUAUAGAAUAUUAAAUUUUCCCUGGAGGUGACUGUGUACAAUUUAGUAAAUUGUUCUAGAUAGAUUUAUUCGAUCUAAAAAUCUGGUAACAUUACACUGUUUAUGACGAGUUACAACUUCAUCACAACGAGCACGAUGUGGUACAGUGACUGCAUUAUUUUUUAUUCAAUUAAUGGUAGAUACUUCCUAAUUUCGUAGCUGCGGUUCGCGCCACACCACGUUACAUUGAUUUACAAUACAAGAAUUUAGGGAAGAUAAAUUGAUUUAUCAUUAAUGUCACCACGCAUACUUACAUAUAUAUAGUUUAAGUAAUUUUUAUUUAUUCAAAUAUAUAUAUGAAUAUUUUGCAA